AUGCCAAAUGCACGAGGUCUAGUCCUUGGUCUCUGCGCUUGUAUGUUCGGUGCUGGUGCGAUAGUUUUGACUCCCAUACAAACAGUCCUGAUCAACCCCACCAACAUAAAACCGAACAACGUUAGUCACCUUUUCGAGGAUGAAGCUUUACUCUUUCGUGUGCCCCCUUCCAUCCUUACCCUUGGAGCGAUUCUGGGCAGUCUGCAGCUCAUCGGAUGGAUCUGUGUGAAGGUGCCUAGUGAAAAUCUGGUUUCAGCAGAGGACGAGGUCCUGAAUGAAGUAGGCGAAAUCGAAAACUACCCACCGCUAAAGGUAUUGCGGACGGCGGAUUUCUAUGUCCUGUGGCUCACCAUGCUCUGUGGAAUUUUCCCUGUGAUUAUGAUAAUGUCGCUGUACAAGACCCUCCUUGCAGUCGUGUACGCUCUCUGGUCUUUGCUCUUCCUCAUCCUGCCUUUUUCUCCCCACAUCCCGAACGUGGGGAUGUACUUAUUCGCAAUCCUUGUCAUCCUCCUUUUCAUUUGUAUUGCCGGCCUAUUUGUCCUCACUCCUUACGCGGCGCGUAAGCUCUUCGGCCAGGAGUACUUCGCCGCCAACUUUGGUCUCAUCUUCUCUGCCGUGUUGCCAGGGGCGAUGGUGGGUUCUGCGAUCUCAGUCACGGCGAAUGUCCACCAUCACGUCGUUCACCUAUGCCUUGGUUGUGCUGCUUCGUGCUUCGCUGGCUUUGUUGCAGCUCUAACCUUACCCAGUGGUCAAAGAAACGGUCCCAGAGCGCUCUCAUCCCUCUUCUGUCACAAGAAGCCACGAGGCACCGAAACAUCUCAAAGCGUGGGCGUGCAGUCACCGCAGUUGUAG
Molecule: messenger RNA, 852 nt
Organism: Echinococcus granulosus
Lineage: Eukaryota; Metazoa; Platyhelminthes; Cestoda; Cyclophyllidea; Taeniidae
Product: oxalate:formate antiporter
Exons: 8
Coding region: 1-852 (283 amino acids)
Source: RefSeq, a predicted model, not a curated record